Molecule: messenger RNA, 1105 nt
Organism: Daldinia loculata
Lineage: Eukaryota; Fungi; Ascomycota; Sordariomycetes; Xylariales; Hypoxylaceae
Product: 40S ribosomal protein S12
Exons: 3
Coding region: 139-582 (147 amino acids)
Biological process (GO): translation
Cellular component (GO): cytosolic small ribosomal subunit; ribosome
Molecular function (GO): structural constituent of ribosome
Source: RefSeq, a predicted model, not a curated record
GAUACACUCUAUUUCCAUUCGGCGAUUUGGAACAAUUCUAGAUUUUCGCACGACUCAACCCACCCACCAAAUUCACCUUCACAACUCGACACAGCAAAACCACUCUUCGAGGAUCGCACCGGUGUCACAAAAUUCAAGAUGUCGGACGUAGAAGAGAACAACGCACCCGAAGUCCCCGAGGAGGUUGAAGUUUCCGCCGAUGCCUCCAAGGGCCAGAUGUCCGUUCUGGACGCCCUCAAGGGUGUCUUGAAGCUCGCCCUUAUGCACGACGGUCUUGCCCGGGGUCUCCGUGAAGCAUCCAAGGCUCUGGACCGACGACAAGCCCACAUGUGUGUUCUAAACGAAUCCUGCGAAGAAGAGGCCUACAAGAAGUUGGUCAUCGCUCUCUGCUCCGAACACAAGAUUCCCCUGAUCAAGGUUCCCGACGGAAAGCAACUGGGCGAGUGGUCAGGUCUCUGCGUUUUGGACCGAGAAGGCAACGCGCGCAAGGUAGUAAACUGCUCUUGCGUGGUUGUCAAGGACUGGGGUGAGGAGUCGACUGAGCGAUCCAUCCUCCUGAACUACUUCCAGACCGAGCAGUAAGGAAUUCAUCACGGGCGUUGCGCGGGGAUAUAGACAGUGGAACGGGAUGAUUUUCAAGCCAUCGUCAUGAGCCCUUGGCAUGUACUCUACCGGCUUGACCAUCUGGCAUAGAUGCUGGGAAAAAAUUAAGGGGUCUAUACUGCAUCAGGAAUCAAGGAAAACUUGCAUUACCAAUCUUGGCUGCAAAGCUUCUUUUUCACCCGUGAAGUCUUUUGUUAUUAUGGUGAUUAUGAGCUCAUUUGCGCUCUUCUACUACAAUCAGGUGGUAUCCGAACGCCGUCUUCGCCUCUCCGAUGUUGAGAUUACUGCCCUUACUCUCUGGUAGCGCGAAAGCAACAUCUUCAAAUUCAGGUUGUAGUGAUCCUUUCCGUUGUGUACCAAGGAGACCGCCUAAGAUUUCCAGGUUAGUUUUUUACUUAUAUAGGAGGUAGAGACUAGAUACUAGGUACUCAAGUAUCAAGAAGUAAAGUGAUAGAUUCCGACUCCGUAGAUAGAACGUACCUUGUUUAGCUUUAUCCUCGCU